CGCACGGUGGCGGAGGUGCGGUGAGGGGCGCUCUUCCAUGCUGGCGUCAAGAGAUGCGAGGAAGAGGCGGCCCACAAGACUGAAGCUACAUGACAAACAGGACGACCAAAAUUCUUCUUUUGGGAGAAAAUCUUCUCCAAGUCUGCAGUUUGAAUUCUCUCAAAGUCUGCUGUUUCAGGGCCGACUACAUCCCUGCAGCCCUUAUGAGACGCAGGGCAUGGCGGAGAGACAGGACCAUGAGGUGGAGGAGGCCGACCACAUCUACCUGCUGAUGAAGGAGGAGUACCGCAUCUCCAGGAACGUGCGCCUGGCCUGGUUCCUGGGUAAACUCAACCAAGUCAUCUGGCCCGCCUCCAAGCCUGAGCUGCUCAACUCUGACAACGAGUUAGACCUGCUGAGCAUUUUACCCAAAGGAUGGCAGCAAGACGUCCCCAGCGCCACGCGGCCCUCCAUGCUGAUGCCCUCCUCCCGGGCCACCUUCCUGGCCCGCAGGUACCGCUUCAUCAUCGAGCUGGACCUCAGCCCCUCCACAGGGAUCGUGGACGACAGCACAGGGGAGAUGAUUUUCGACGAGGUUUUUCACGCCUUGUCGCGAUGUCUGGCCGGCCUGGUGCAGCCCUUCGAGGUCCCUGGAACACAUCAGCUCUUCAAGCCAAAGAUUUUCAUCACUAUCUUGGUGUACUCCUCCAUUUUUGGCCUCGCCUCCCAUCAGGUUUUGGUGCAGGGCUGUCAGCUGGACCGGACGGACCUCGGCGAGUUCCUGCACUACAUCUACCAGCAGCUGAAAGCGGUGGAGAGCAACAUUGCAGACGCCCUCAAUCAGCAGCCUGAGGUGCCAGCUAGCGGCGAGUCGAGCCAAAGCGGAGGUCUUCAGAGCAACAACCUGGAUGAGCAGCCUCAAAGGCGGCAGGGCGUCUCCAUGGUGUCAGCGGACAUGGGACUGGUCAGCAUGGUGCGCCAAGGCAUCCUAGCCCUGCAGCUGCUGCCCCCCAACUCCAGUGCAGGCAUCAUCAUCAUCACCGACGGCGUGAUGAGCGUCCCCGAUGUUGUCGUGUGCGAAACGCUUCUGAACCAGCUGCGGAGUGGAACCAUCGCCUGCUCCUUUGUGCAGGUGGGCGGGGCCUACUCCUACGACUGCAGCUUUGGCUACAUCCCCAACGUGGAGCUCAUGAAGUUCAUCUCGAUGGCCACCUUUGGCUCCUACCUCCCCAGCUGUCCUCAACCGGGCCGGGACUGCCAGGAGAUGAACGCCUACCACAAGGCCUUCCUGACCUACUCCUUCCUCAAGACCCCCGAGUCCAUGAACUCCGAGUCCUUCUGCGUUUCCCAGCACAAGCUGUUCAACGAGCACCUGGUGUCCGCCAGCGGAAACCCGGCGCUGGUCAUGAGGAGGAAGAAGCACACGGAGAAGGAAGUCCACGCUCAUUUGAUCAGCGUGGUGUCGGUGCGGCUGAGGGAGGGCUACACCAUCCGGGAGAUAAGUCUCACGAAAGGCGGCACCCAGCUGGAGGUGAAGCUGGUGCUGCUGUGGAAACACAACAUGCACAUCGAGUACUUGGCGGCCUCCUCCUGGCCGCUGGACCCCGGCAAGCGCAGCACCCGCGUGGAGGUCACCAUGGAGGGCAGCUACGACAUCCUGCACGACAUCAGCUGCACGCAGAGGAAGCCCAUCACCAGUCCCUACCGCACCUCCGUCAUCCGCCGCUUCUGGAACACGCUGCAGAGCAUCAACCAAACGGAUCAGAUGUUGGUGCACCUGCAGUCCUUCAACUCCAUACCUGAGAACUACACGAUUCCGGAGAGCACCAAAAACGGAGUUCCACUCUUCUACAUCCCUCCUGGCUCCACGACUCCGGUUCUGUCUCUGCAGCACAGCAGCUCCAAGGACUCCUCCCAGUCCCAGUUCGCCUCCUACUGGAAGCCCAUCCUCUCCAUGGAUGCCAACUUCUGGCAGAGGUGGCUGCACAUGCAUCGCAUCGCCAUCAUCCUGGAGCACGACCUGCCGGUGCCCAAACACCUGCACACAGCCGGAAACAACGGGCGCUACAGCACCAUCCAGUGUCGCAUCUCCCACUCGGCGCUCACGUCUUUGUUGAGGGACUGGAGCAGCUUCGUGCUGGUGGAGGGAUACUCUUACGUCAAACUUAUUUACAGUUCACCUGAGCAGCCGCCCACCUCCUUCUAUCUGGUCCGUCUCAUCUCCAAGACGCCCUGCAUGGUGCUGAGACUGGGCUUCCCUAUCGGGACAUCGGCACAUGUUCGAAACAAGAUUGUGGACGAGCUGAGAGAGCAGAUCCUCAAGCUACGCUUCCCGCAUCGCGUUCAAAACAAAGAGGCCACGCCCAAGACCAAGAGGAAGGCCGCGGGGCACCCGUCGCCGUCCAAGUCGCCCUCGCUCUCCGCUCCCAAGCAGGCGCUGUCGGACCGCCCGUGUGUGGUGGUCCUCAACAAGCCCCUGGAGAAGCUGCUCAUUCGGUCAGUAAAGCUAAAGGAACAUGAACCUUGUCUGCAGGGCAUGUCGGCCGACUGUGACCGAGAGAGUCACUCUUGCAUCGUCCAGUACAUCCUCUUCCCUCCUCACGCCACCUCCACCAAGGACAGCUUCUCCACCGACGACGACAACGACACAGAGGUGGAGGCGGUGGACGUGGACGUGGAGCUGAACCUGGUGACGGAGUGCUGGGUGGAGCCUCAGAGCGGCACCGUGACCAACUGCUCCGAGCAGCACCGCCACCUGCAGGGCCUCCGCUACCAGGAAGUGCAUCAAGCGAUCUUCCCCAGAGAUGUAACAUGCAUGUCCACCAUGAUGACCUUCGAGUACCUGAGCCAGCUAUGUCAGAACAAGGACCAGGCCUGGGCUUUGCCAGCUGGACUCAAGGACAUGAGAGGAGAACCUCCAGCGUCAGAGGAGAGCAUUCACACGGUUCCUUUCCAGUUUGAUCUCAUCCAGCUGCUCCCCAAGUGUCAGCAGGUGGAGCUCUUCUUCCUCACGUUCGGCACAGAAGUGGAGCUGGAGGAGCACCUUGGCAGUGCCCCCUGCCUGCCCAACGAGCUGCUCCUCAGCCUCUUCCACAGCAGCCUGGAGCAGGAGCUCAGUGACCGGGAGGUCCCGGUUGCCGACGGCGACCACGCCGCCUUCAUGCACCACAUCCUGGAGCGAGAGCGCGACGGCCACUCUGCUCCCUUCGCCCUUCCUGUCAUCAAAGAGGAGUUUGUGAAGCUUCCUGACAGACAGGAAGUGAUGUCUGCCUUCCACACACCUGGCAGCAGUCGAGAGAUGAUGGGAUCCACCAGCACUUUACAAAGUUUCACCAACGCAGACUUGGCGGACGAGGAGCCCCCGCUGGGGGGGAGGAACUGCUCGGCGCCCCAGUGGAGGUGCUACGCCAAGCACGUCAGCUCCCAGCAGAUCCUGCUCACCUUCCUGCCAGCCACCUUCACAGAUGUCCUGAUGCUGAUGUCGUCGGGGUUGGAAGUGGACCCUUUGAGUAACGUCAGCACGCAGGACGAGGACACUCUGACGCCCAGCAACAAGUCACAGGCGGACUCGCUGUCGGGUUCCACCGGCGGACUUGAUAGGUCCGAGUCCAGCUCCGGUCUGGCCAUUAAGUUGAGGCGGAGCUCCAGCAGCGGUCACUUCAGCGCCAGGUCGCCGUUGCUCUCCCCGCGCUCCGAGGGCCAGCCUGGGCCCGCUGACUCUCUGGUCCUGGACCGCGAAAGCUGGGAUUGCCGGGUGUUGGAAACCCAGCCUGGAACGCCGAGUUCAGAUCUGGGGGAGAAAGUUCAUUUCGCAGAACCGCAGAGGUCUGAUCUGCACAGCAGCUUCAGCCGGCAGCUGUCCCAGCAGAGCGGCAGCCAGUUGAAGUGUCCCGUCUACGUGUACAACUGCUGCCUGGACCUCCUGAAGGAGCAGCUGGUCCACCCCGGCGCCAACCGCCAGCCGAGAGACGUCUUCUUCAGACCUCAAGAAGCUCAGUUCUGGCAGAUGUCUCAGCAGAUGAAGUUCAGGUCCCUGUCUCAGGACCGCAGCAGUCCGUCGCCUUGGACGGACCUCCUGGCGCAGCCUCACAAACACAAGGAGCUGGCCCACCACUGCAGUCUGCUGCAGGAGCAUUACCAGCAGAGCUUCGCCAGAGGUGUCUACCGGAGCCUGCAGCAGUCCUACAGCAUCAGCUCCCAAGACGUCCUGAUGGCCAUGGACUACUGCGAGGAAUCCCUGCAGGAGAUGGACAUCACCUCUUUCCUGCAGACCCUCUGCGGACACAUCAGGGUCUUCAGGGAGAACGGCCAGUCUCCGCCUCAAAAUCCCAAACCCACGGAGAGGUCUGCUACCUUCACCAUUGGAGAGGUGGAGGAGGAAAAACCCGAUGUCAAGUCUGCUGUGGCCUCCAUGUCCAGUUUUGAGAUGGAAGAUGCCAGUGAAGUUGAACCCGGAGGACCAGCUCCCGUAACCAAGACGUCCAGGCUCCCAGUGUUCCCCCUGGAGAUGCUCCAGACGCAUCCCACCUGUGACAUGUGUCCAGGUGUGCACACAAUUAUCCAGGAAAAAUUUGUGGGGAUCAUAUCCCACUACUUCAAACCUGUGCCUUCCAACCCACAUUACUUCUUCUACUGCCCGCCAUCUUCCAAGAGAGAGGAAGACUCGGAGGACGGUGAAAUGGAGGCGAGGCCCAGCGAGGAUCUGCUGUCAGAGGCGGAGCCAGCGACAGAGGACGAAAUGACAUCCGGCGGCGGCGUGACGACCGAGAGCGACAACGACCUGGUGGUGGAGUACGAGGACCACCGUGGCACCAGGACCCACGCGGACUCCGAGGGCAGGUCCCGCUCUGACUCCAACACCGUCAACCAGGACCAGGACUCCUUCAGCAUCCUGGACGGAGACUCCCUGCUGGAGGCGGAGGGGCCGAUGUUUGACCUGCCGCCGCUCUUCCUGCACAUAACCUGCUCCGUCAACGCCAAGAGCUGCCAUGGCUCCACCCCCAUUUGCACACUGCCCACCUGCCUUGGCGAGAUCAUUUCCUGCCUGGACGACGUGGAGGCCUUAGAGUCCGUGGACCUGAACGAGCUGUCGGUCACCUUGGACAUCUUCGUCCUGACCCUUCCUCUGGAGAUCGAAGUGAUGUCCGACUUCCAUCACAACAGGUACACCUCGGAGAGCAGCGUGUCGCUCAACCGCUCGCCGGGACAGCCGUCGUCCUAUCGGUCCGACGAGGAACUGACCGCCGUGCUGGACGGCCUGAGGGGGGCCGACAUGGACCUGGUCUGUGGUGAACCUUUAGCCAAGCUGCCGCCUCCUCACAAGCACGCAAUCGAGGCCACGAUGGACGAGAUUCGUUGGCUGCUGGAGGACGAGAUCGUUUCCUCCCUGCGUCGCUCUCGCACCAUCGGCCUGGCCACGCUGCACAAGGUGGCGGAACACGUGGUGCUGUCUGUGGGCCGUCCUCACUGCCACAGCGAAGAUGUCCCCCUUCAGUUUGUCUUCCGGCCGGAGCAGUCGCUGGACAAAUUUAAAGAGGAGUUCCGUCGGAUGGCGCUCCCGGGCUACGUGCUCAACAGCGACCAGGACAGCUUCUACUACGUCUCUCUUAGCCGGCUGCACCCUCACAGGAUCCACGCCGACGACAGGCUGUCCCAGAGCACCGCCGCCCCUCUGAAGCAGGCCGCCUCCAACGGCGUGCCGCCCCAGGAGGAGUCCGCCUUGGCGGCUGAAGGGGAAGACGAGGAGGAUCCGACUGCGGAGCUUGGCGAGAAGGACGGCCCCUCGAAGGCGGACGCCGACAACAACGGCUCGGCGGAAGACAAAUGUCAGUCCAACAGCGUGCUGCUCCUGAACGAGCGCUGCCCCGAGGCCCCCUCUCCUACCAAGACCCCCUCCAGCGUCAGCCUGGCCGAGUCGGUGCAGUCCGUCUCUCACAGCUGCGGCAAGCUGCGGCCCAGUCGAGUCCAGAGUGUUGUUUCCAGCCAGGGAAGUUUGGAUUCCGACAUGCAGGGCUACGAUGGGGGCAGCAGUGACUCCGAGUGCGAGAGUCCCACCCUGGACGAACAGGAGAGUCGCACGCAUCUGAUGCCGGACUUCUGGCUCAUCGUGAAGAUCCACCAAGACCGAGUCAAGGUUUACUCCCACUCCAGGAGUCUCAGUGAAGGAAGGGAGCCCAGCGCCAAAGAGAUGGAGAGCAGGGAGGACCAGCAGGAGCUGCCCCAAUAUUUACUACUGCACCAUAUGGUGGUGCGCAAGAUCGGGGAACUCUGUCGAAUAGUCAAUCAGCGCAUGUUGCUGCAGGACCUGCACGACAGCCACGUCUGCAACUCCCUGCUGGUUGCCGAGAGCGAGGAGGACAUCUGGAAGAACGAAUCUCUGUACAGGCAGAGGCGCAACGCUUCGGACGAUUUCCACCCAGAGGAGAGCUACCAGGCCAGGGACUACCUGGCAGCCACCAUGCAGUUCAUACCGGGACAUUUUGCCUGCAAUGUGGUGUGGAGCACCAUCAUCUACAUCCACCCACGCCUCAAGAUGGGCCCCAACAUGGGGGUCUCCAGAGCCAUCCAGGCACUGCGCUCCGUGCUCAACUCCUUCUGCGUGGGCAACAGGACCAACAUGUUUGUCUACCAGGAGCGCACCACCAAGUCUGUCUUCUACCUCAGACUUUACGAGACGUCUCUGGCAGGGAAGUACUCCGACAUGGACGGGGGCCUCCAGGUCAAUCGCUCCAUCGGCCUGGCGAGGAGUCAGGAGCCGCUGUUCCCCGAAGACCUCAUGGGCUCCAGGUCGUCUCUGGAAGGUUCCCGCCCAGUGGGCCAAGUGGACAAGCACAUCCUGCUGCUGGUGCACGGCGUGGGCAACGCCGGCCCGGAGAUCACGGACGAGCUGCUGAAGGUCCUGCGCAGGCGUCUGGACGAGACCACGCUGGACCUCAUCACCGUGAUGCUGGUCAGGAACUGCAAGCUGACGCCCGCUGACGUGGAGUUCAUCCAACCCUCUGGUUCUCCUGCCACCGAGGUCAUGACCUUUGGCCUGCCUCACUUCUGCGGUCCCUGGCUGUCCGCCGUAGCUCACUACCUCCGUCAGAACCUGCUCAUCUUCCUGCACGUGCCCAAGUACACCGACAGCAACACGGCGCACCACUUCAAGCACUGCUUUCAUUCCGGCGCCGACGCGGCAGACGGCGACAUCUACCUCUACAACAAGCCGGGGGGUCAGGGGACCGGAGGCAAAGGUAUCGCCUGCAUCACGCUGACAUUUGUGGAUGCCAGCGGGCGACCUCUCCAAGUUCCACCUCUGGACUCUGGCCCCCUGCCCAGAUCUGACAACUGCGCCGUUCCUUUUCAUCCCGACAUGUUUGAGCAGUUGACCACAGUGCUGAAGGUGGACGGCAGUCGCAGUCAAGAACCGCACUUGUUGGUACGCUUCGACGUCUGGGAGCAGGGCAACGUCAGCCCCUCGCAGCUGGCCGACAAACUGCAGGGGGCGCUGCGCCACGCCCUGUGCGACGCCAUCAUGGAGCUGAGGGUGCUGCCCAACCCCCUCUGCCUGCCGUGCCCUGCAGCCAAAGCCCCCAAGGAAGAGGUCAAAGGCCUGUUGAGUCCGGCUGAGGUGAAGGAGGUGAAGGACAGUCCCAGACAACGUAGCGGGUCGCGGGUCUUUAAAAGCAGCCCCUCCCCCAUCACCUUGACGCAGAGCGGCGCCAUGACGGGGCCCGGCACGCCCGAGUCCACUACCCCCACCGGGAAGAGCACACGCCGCAGCUUCUGGGACAUACUGAGUAAGCCCGACUCUUCGGAGUUGGGAAGCCCGAAGACGACCGACGACAUCGUACAAGAGCGAGGAGAGGAGGGACGCGUGGCCCGGCGCAGGCACAAGACGGAGAGCGUGAAGCGACAGUGGACCCAGGAGGGAGUCAGCGAGCUGGAUUACCCUCUCAGGAGGCAGGCGUGCCAGCUGGAGGAGGGCGACGCCGGCGCCCUGCAUCCCGUCUACCAGCUCACCUGCCAGCCGUGGAUCGCCUUCAUGGCCCAGCUGGGCUGCCCCUCCAUUCAGCACUGCACGGCCCAGAUCGCCUCUCACUUCCUGCUGCCGUCCCUUCUGGCCGAGUUGGUGGGUCUGGUCGGAUCCCUGGCCAGCGACACCAGUGUCAAGAUCUUUGCCAGGACAAGCUGCCCAGCCGCUGGAGACAUCUUUGUGCCUUCCAACCUGCUCCAAAACCUCUGGCAGCGUCCUGAGGCUUCCAGAAGCUUCAUUCUGGUGGGGAGGAAUUUCCACCAGUGGCACUGCAGCACAGAGCAAGACCACACUUCCCAGGAGGAAAGCAUGAACAGGUUCACACCUCACAAGGGCUUCCAGCGCUUCGAGGCCUCGGAGCAGCAGGGCGACGGCUCGGCCCCGGGCCCCGCCGGGUCAGCGGCGCCCCGACAGAGGUUCCUGCUCAUCAGCAUCCAGGACAAAAAGGUGACGCUGUACAGCUACAACUGGUCGGCGGAGCUGGGGGCCUCCCUGGGCGGCGAGCUGGUGCGACUGGUGAAGUGGCAGAACGCCAGGGCCCACGUGGUCCACUGCCUGCUCAGCCAGAAGAUGGGCCUCUUCCACCACCACUGCUUCUCUGACGCCCCCCUGCACCACGUGGACUCCAAGCGGGAUCCCAACCCUUUCCUGGGGCCGGCCAUGGAGCCCGACACGCUGCUGCGGAGCCCCGUUCCUCCGCGGCUCAGCAAGGAGCAAGGCAGGCUGUCGGGAUCGGGCCGAAGUCUGGCUCCUCUCCACUUUCCCUCCGAGCUGCUGCCCUUCGACGAGGCUCUGAGGGACGUGUGCACCAUCCGAGCCCUGAUGGACGGCGACGCUGUGGCCCGACAUGGAGGACAGCUCCUGGAGAUCAAAGUGGCCGAGAGGAGAGAACUGGAGAAGCAGAUGAAGAUCGAGAACCUGUUUGUCACGUGGCAGCAGAGGUCGGCUCAGUCCAACAUGCCCAUCGCGCUGGCAGACCUGGAGACCUUGAAGCAGUCCUCCAGGCUGGUCCACUACUGCGCCACGCCGCUCCUCUUCGACCCCGUCUUCCGUAAGCAGAUCCAGGAGGAACAAGCGGUGCCGCCGCCAGCGAAGAAGCGGCAUCGCUCCAGCGACUCCACGGCGUCGGGCCGCGACCGCAGCUACAGCGCCGACUCGGCCGACAUCCUGAAGCAGGAGCCGUGGCUGCUGGACAUCUCCAGCAGCUUCCUGCAGCAGUACGUGCAGUACCUGCAGAGCAUGGGCUUCAUCCUGGUCCAGGUGCGGCCUCAGUCCCCGGCACGCAGCAUCGCCCGGGCUCGUGCCGCCAUGCUGAACUCCAUGUCGUCGGAGGGCAGGAUGUCUUUUUCUUAUGUGAAGCAGAAGAGCGAGGACAGCCCCAAGACCACGGUGUCCGCCACCACCGCUUAUCACCUCCAGAGGGCGCUGCCAGGCGGAAUCGUGCUAAUAGAGCUGGCUUUUCAGGGCUGCUACUUCUGUGUCAAGCAGUACGCGCUGGAGUGUUCCCGCAUACCCAUGGGACAGUCGGUCAACUCGCAGGGCGGCAUCCUCUCCAAACCUCGUUGCAAGCGGUUCCCAGACGCCACCCCGGUAUCUGACUGUGCGCUCUCCAUGCUUUUCACGGAGGAGUGCGACAAGGUGCGGGACCUGAUGCACGUGCACUCCUUCAGCUACGACUUCCACCUGCGGGUGGUGCACCAGUACCUGCUGGGCGGCCACGCCACGCUGCGCCAGGGCUACCAGCUCACCGACUUCCUCAGCGACUUCAUCUCGCAGCAUCCCGACAUCCCCAAGUUUGGACGCAACCACGUCUUCCAAGGGUGCUUCUCCGUCCCCACGGGGUUGAUAACCGCCCACCAGCUCUACAACUACAUCACCGACCACGCCGGCGCCUACGGCAUGAAGCCCUUGCGUAUGUCCAAGGCCGCCGGCGCCGCCGACGCCAAGAAGGCGUCCGAGCUUCACGAGUACGCGCUGGUAGCGCUGUGGAACAGCUCCGGCUCUUACAAGGACCUGGAGGGUCUCCAUCACCGCGACGUCUUCGACGUGACCCUGGUGGUGUGUCACAACGCCGCGCCCUUCGAGGAGCAGUCGGACGGGGAGAGGCACGUGCUGAGGUUGCGCUUCUACGUGAUCAUGACCAGCCAGAGAGAGCUCUUUCCCCGACUCACAGCUGACAUGAGGCGCUUCAAGAAGCUGCCUCAGAUCCACCGUGAACCGGGCGACCGCCAACCUACGGACCGGGCGGAGGCCUGCCUCGGUGGCGAGCAGGACCUCUGGGAGGACGAGGCGACGGGGGCAACCACCUCCACGCCCAGCGACGGCAACGAGUUUUACCCUCUGGUGGGCGUGUCCGCCCCGCCCCAGGGGCUGCUGUACCCCUCGCCCCUGUUCCCCCUGCUCAACAACGAGGUGGCGCUGGCCCGCCGGCAGAUCCAGGCCAGCGUGGAGGAGGCCAUGGGUCACUGCCGCAGGGACAACCUGUGGAGGCGACUCUUCCACGGCGAGCACCUGGCGCUGGACAAACUCAAGCUGACCAAGCUGACCUUCAGCGAGCUGGAGGAGCUUCUGGAAUCCGUCCAGAGCCGCUCGGUGGGGGAGAUCGACCCCCAGCUGGACUGUUUCCUGAACAUGAGUCCGACCUGGUACCAAAGUCUCAUCAAGGUUCUGCUCAGCCGAUUCCCGCAAAGCUGCCGACAUUUUGACGAGAGCGGAAUCCAGUAUCUGGCUGUUCUCAACCAGAAGUUCACCGACUGCUUCGUUCUGGUCUUUCUGGACUCCCAAACUGGAAAAACUAGCUUGAAGGUGGUGUUACGAGAAGCUCUGCCCCCUCAGCCGCAGGACGGCAGCAGCCCGCCACCCCUGCUGGUGUCCAUGUACCACCACCUGGAGUCCGUCAUCAACACGGCCUGCUACACCCUCUGGACCGGACUCUUGUGACCAAAGCAGGACCGGGACUGUCCUCUCAAGGGUUUUUAUUCAAGAUCCACACGGAACAUUUCAAUCGUUGGCUCACGGUCCUGUGGCUGACCGGACUUUGACUUCUUGAGAGGUGCAGCUGACUUGUUCUGGACUUGACUGAUGAGGUGUAAAAAAAGACUUUGGACUCGGGUGAUGAAACGCAGCACUUUACCGACGCCGCCUCAGUGCGGGCCCUCGGACUUCCCCCGCAUCACGAGACCCGAAGUGCCUUUUAUGGUUUGACCUUUUUGUUCUUAGGGUGUCCGACACUGGACCUGGAUCAUGUGACCACGGUGCCAUCCUACAAUAAAUCACACAAACACAA
Nerophis ophidion (straightnose pipefish) is the source of this 11282-nucleotide messenger RNA. RefSeq names its product SZT2 subunit of KICSTOR complex (gene szt2). Gene Ontology annotation, cellular component: peroxisome. Lineage: Eukaryota; Metazoa; Chordata; Actinopteri; Syngnathiformes; Syngnathidae. The record is from RefSeq and is a predicted model, not a curated record. The coding region runs from base 38 to 10936 and encodes 3632 amino acids. The transcript has 73 exons.